This is a messenger RNA of Theobroma umbraticum, 1617 nucleotides long. It is a transcript of the gene KOM, whose product is annotated as Rhomboid-related intramembrane serine protease family protein. Gene Ontology annotation, molecular function: serine-type endopeptidase activity. Lineage: Eukaryota; Viridiplantae; Streptophyta; Magnoliopsida; Malvales; Malvaceae. Gene Ontology annotation, biological process: proteolysis. Gene Ontology annotation, cellular component: membrane. The record is from RefSeq and is a predicted model, not a curated record.
CCCUGCUCUCUCCCUCUCCACCUGCGUAACAAAAACAGUUAAGACCUUACUGGCUUUGAGAGGCAACAACAAGAACCUCCAAACUCUUUCUCUUUUCUUUUGACCCCGAAAACCACCCCUUUUUUUUUCUUUGCUGUGUUUUCUUUUUCUCUCUCAAUGGAAGAAGCUACCCAAGCCAAUCAGCCCCACACCCAGAUCGAAAUCAAGCCCCAGGGCGAAGAAGCCCCGCCACCAAUCUCCUCCCCCUUGGGCAACAACAACAACCCCGAAACCAAUAAUCAGCCAGAAGGGAGAUUUCCGUUCUUCAAGUCACGUUACCGCCAGAGGUCAUCGGACACAUGGCUCAUUUCUAUCUUCGUCAUCCUCCACCUCCUGGCUUUUAUAACCACCAUGCUGUUCAACUAUUUCUCGCUCGGCAGUGCUCUGUUUCAGCCUCUCUCUGAGAAUCCCCUGCUCGGUCCCUCUGCUUCCACCCUAGAAAAAGUUGGGGCACUUCAAAGGGCAGAUUUGGCUCAGAACCACCAAACUUGGCGUCUCUUUGUAUGUCCCUGGUUACAUGCUGGGGUCAUACACUUUGCCAUCAACAUCAGCUGUAUAAUCUUUGUUGGAAUCCAUUUGGAGCGAGAUUAUGGACCUUUGAGGAUUGGGAUAAUCUUCCUACUAUCUGCAUUUGUUGGUAGCUUGGUAUGUUCACUUUUUGUUCGAAAUAGUCCUGUGGUUGCUUCCUCUGAUGCUUUGUUUGGAUUACUUGGAGCUAUGCUUUCUGGGAUUAUACGGAACUGGAAAGUAUACACAAACAAGUGUGCAGCUCUAGCAGUAGUUUUCAUAGUAUUUGCGAUCAAUUUCCUCCUUGGUCUGCUACCACACAUUGACAAUUUUGCAAAUAUUGGAGCUUUUAUAUCAGGAUUUCUACUCGGAUUUGUGUUUUUGUUCACCCCUCAGAUUAGACAAUUGUCUAAAAACAAAGCAGGCCUUUUUGAAUGUAGUGUCAAAAGUUCCAGUAACUUGAAGCUGAAGCUGAAGCUGGACAGGCCCAUUCUGAGGAGUGUUUCUCUUCUACUGUUUAUUGUUGUACUUGUUGGAUGUCUUGAAGCAGUAUUCCAAGGCAUUGAUAUAAACCGCUAUUGCGGAUGGUGUAGAUUCAUUGAUUGUAUCCCUAGCAAAAGAUGGAACUGCAAUGACAGAACAAAUGCAUGUGAGAUAAUGACGAGCAACUCAGACUUGACAUUGACCUGUUUGCGAAACGGUAACUUCAGGGUAUUCCCUUCCACUAACAUUUCACAGGCAAGGAUAACAGACUUGUGCUCUAUGAUAUGCUGAAGGACUCAAAAUAACAGUAGCAAGUCAAAUAUGAACUCAUUGAGGCAAAUGACCAAAUUGCUUGUUGGACAUAUGGCUGGAAUGUCCAGUGUGUUUUCAAGACUAUGCUCACUACACUAUCAAGCGGCUUUAAAUGAUAGAAAUUUUUUAGGUGAAUUGACACGAAUUGACUGCUCCUGCCAAUUCUCUUAGAAUGUGAUGCUUCAUUCAGAAACAGAAUUUUUAGGCGUUGAUCUGUAAAUGUGAAUGUUGCAACUAAAGAAUUUUCUUAGAAAGUGAGGCCACGUCAGUUCUUUU